AUGUUACCAUCGAUAUCUAUCUAUAUCUCUUCAUAUCUAUUUCCAUCUCUUCAUAUCUAUCUAAAUUUCUUCAUAUAUAUCUAUAUCUCUUCAUAUCUAUUUAUCUAUCUCAGUCUCUUCAUAUCUAUCUAUCUAUCUCAGUCUCUUCAUAUCUAUCUAUCUAUCUAUCUAAGUUUCUUCAUAUCUAUCUCAGUCUCUUCAUAUGUAUAUCUAUCUAUCUCAGUCUCUUCAUAUCUAAGUCUCUUCAUAUCUAUCUAUCUAUCUAUCUCAGUCUCUUCAUAUCUAUCUAUCUCAGUCUCUUCAUAUCUAUCUAUCUCAGUCUCUUCAUAUCUAUCUAUCUAUCUAUCUAUCUCAGUCUCUUCAUAUCUAUCUAUCUAUCUAUCUAUCUAUCUCAGUCUCUUCAUAUCUAUCUAUCUAUCUAUCUAUCUAUCUCAGUCUCUUCAUAUCUAUCUAUCUAUCUAUCUAUCUCAGUCUCUUCAUAUCUAUCUAUCUAUCUAUCUAUCUCAGUCUCUUCAUAUCUAUCUAUCUAAGUCUCUUCAUAUCUAUCUAUCUAUCUAUCUAUCUCAAUAUCUUAAUAUCUAUCUAUCUAUGACUUGA
Molecule: messenger RNA, 597 nt
Organism: Acanthosepion pharaonis
Lineage: Eukaryota; Metazoa; Mollusca; Cephalopoda; Sepiida; Sepiidae
Source: the annotation of a GenBank genome assembly